AUGGGUGUAUCUGAUCAUGCCGGAGCAACAGUCUGUGUGGAGAGGAUCAUUCUGGAUGAACUUAAACUAGAUGAAGUAGCCCAACGGCAGACUGAAAUCCAGCGGUCCUCUAUAAAGGAGAAGAUCUGUGACUCUGUAAGGUGCUCUGUGGGACAGUGGAAGAUUUGGAUUCUAAAGUGGAUACCGCUUCUCUCCUGGAUCCCCCAGUAUUCUGUUCGGGAGAACGGACUUGGUGACCUGGUUUCAGGUGUCAGCGUGGGAAUCAUGCAUCUGCCUCAGGGUUGCCUACACAGUAUGAAAACUGAUUUGCGUUCCUUAAAUGUUCCAGGAACCUUUGCAGUGAUUAGCAUAAUGAUCGGGAGCGUCUCAGAGCGAUUGGCUCCUGACGAUCACUUUCUGACCAAUGGGACAAAUGGAUCAGUCGUCAUGGACACGGAGGCGCGAGAUGUUCAGCGAGUGAAAGUGGCUGCAGCAACAACCUUAUUGUGCGGCAUAUUUCAGGUUCUGUUGGGUCUGGUUCGGUUCGGGUUCGUAGUGACGUAUCUCUCGGAGCCCUUAGUGCGGGGCUACACGACAGGUGCGGCCACUCACGUGAUCACCUCUCAACUCAAAUACAUGUUUGGAGUUUCACCCAGACGAUUCAGUGGACCCCUGCAGCUGAUAUAUACUCUGGUGGAACUGGGCAGGUUAUUACCACAGACUCACAUUGCCACUCUUCUGAUCAGUCUGGUGGCUCUCACAGCUCUGAUCAUUGUGAAAGAGAUCAACUCCUGCUACAGUCACAGAUUACUCCUCCCUGUUCCCAUAGAGCUCAUGGUGAUUAUUGCAGGGACACUUGUUUCUCAUUAUGCUGAUCUGAGAGCUGUUAAUGGUGUCGACGUGGUGGGAGAAAUUCCCAGUGGACUGGUGCCACCCAGAGUUCCAGAGGUAGGUUUCUUCUCCUCGGUGGUUGGAGACGCGUUUGCUGUGGCUGUGGUGGGAUACGCCAUCAGCAUUUCUCUAGGCAAGACUUUUGCUCUCAAACAUGGAUAUAAAGUCGACAGCAAUCAGGAGUUGGUGGCGUUGGGGCUCAGUAACACCAUUGGUGGCUUUUUCCAGUGCUACUCCGUCACUUCCUCCAUGUCUCGCAGUCUUGUGCAGGAGAGCACUGGGGGAAAGACACAGGUGGCUGGCAUGAUAUCUGCUGUUAUUGUGUUCAUUACAGUUUUGAAGCUUGGUCCACUUUUUGAGCAACUGCCCACAGCUGUGCUGUCCAGCAUUGUGUUUGUGAAUCUGAAGGGAAUGUUCAUGCAGUGUCAGGAUAUUCCUGCUCUUUGGAGGAGCAGCAGAGUAGAUCUGCUAGUGUGGCUGGUGACGUUUCUCUGUACUGUUCUGUUGAAUCUGGACCUGGGUCUGGCAGCUUCCAUCAUCUUCACACUGCUCACUGUGAUCUGCAGGACCCAGCGUCCCAGGUACUCUUUGCUUGGCAGGGUGUCUGACACAGAACUGUACUUAGAAACAGAGUCAUAUAAAGAGGCUAAAGCAAUCCCAGGUAUCACUAUCUUCCGUUCCUCUGCAAUGAUCUACUAUGCAAAUGCUGAACUCUAUCAAGAGGCUCUAUUAAAGAAGAGUGGAAUUAAUGUUCCAAAGCUGCUCAAACUGAAAACGAGGAAAGAGGAGGAGAAUGCAAAAAAGAAACAAGUGAAGGAACAAGAUAAACAGACUGGAGUUCUGAGAGAGCUGGCGAACAGAAUGAUGGUCUCCAUGAAGAAUGCGAGUGAAUCUGUGCACUGUCACGGAACGGACCAGGAAUGCAUCAUCAAUGACAGCGGCAUAGCAACAGUAACCCACGGUAACAUGAACUGCAGCUUCCAGCCAGAGCAGGACUCUGAGGAGGAGAAUCGGGACGAGACAGACACACACUCCUCCAGCUGUGAUGGUGUGCAGGAACACACACACUCCAUCAUCCUGGACUUCAGUCCCGUCAGCUUCAUCGACACGGUCACCCUAAAAACACUGAAAAACAUUUUUCAAGAUUUUGCAGAGGUUGAUGUCACGGUUUACAUCGCUGGAUGCCGAGUGUGUGUAGUGCAGCAGUUGGAGCGAGGCGGAUUCUUCUCAGAGUCCAUCUCAAAAAGUCGCCUUUUCCCAUCUAUCCAUGACGCUGUGCUGCACUGCCUGUGUCGGUCUCAGAGAGAUCGGUCCGGAUCUGAAUUUGCACUGGAAAUGCCCUGCGUUACGAGGUUGUGACCAGCAGGUGUCAGUCUGUCCUCCAGCUUGACUGACGGGCCUAAUAGAUGCAUCAGGAUGAUAGAAGCCUAAAACUAAUCACAACAAAACAAAAAUACCCAUCAAGGCUCACAGCCAUAUAUCAGACGUUUAUAUCAUAAAACAUAGCUUUCAAUACGAUGGACGUUGACUGUCUUAGUGUGGCAUAUAAUGGACAUGUGGUUUUUACAGCUUUAUAAUAAGGAAAAGUUGUGUAGAAAGUCUACAAAUUUUAGUAGUAGAUGCCAGGUAACUUAAAAAACUGUCAAACACGGAGCAGGUAUCCAUUCUCUUUGAAUAAGUGUAAUACUACAAAUAACAGUCUUAUCUACACAUUU
This is a messenger RNA of Sinocyclocheilus rhinocerous, 2585 nucleotides long. It is a transcript of the gene slc26a6l2, whose product is annotated as solute carrier family 26 member 6, like 2. Gene Ontology annotation, biological process: transmembrane transport. The transcript is spliced from 18 exons. Gene Ontology annotation, cellular component: membrane. The record is from RefSeq and is a predicted model, not a curated record. Bases 1 to 2229 code for a protein of 742 amino acids. NCBI's taxonomy places the organism in Eukaryota, Metazoa, Chordata, Actinopteri, Cypriniformes, Cyprinidae.